This is a messenger RNA of Musa acuminata AAA Group (dessert banana), 3023 nucleotides long. Its product is annotated as heat stress transcription factor B-2b-like. The transcript is spliced from 2 exons. The record is from RefSeq and is a predicted model, not a curated record. Gene Ontology annotation, molecular function: RNA polymerase II cis-regulatory region sequence-specific DNA binding; DNA-binding transcription factor activity. Gene Ontology annotation, cellular component: nucleus. Gene Ontology annotation, biological process: regulation of transcription by RNA polymerase II. Lineage: Eukaryota; Viridiplantae; Streptophyta; Magnoliopsida; Zingiberales; Musaceae. The coding region runs from base 604 to 1626 and encodes 340 amino acids.
AUGGCUUUUUGGCCUUUGACUUCCGUUCUUUGUACCUGCUUUCUUAAAGCAAGGAGAGGCAUGUGAAGACUCGAUUUGGAUUGACCAAUCUAUCGAUACAGUUCCAUACAAGGGAAGAAUCGAUGCUCAAGAUGGUCGUCGCCUUGGAUUCCUGGUAUCAUUGCCUGAACGAUACUACCAAGAGAAGAGCGGAGAUGAUGACGAUGACGGUAGGGACGUUCACUUCCGGAAACCUUAUCUGCGUUCCUCGCGCUCCACGCAUCAUUUCUUGACACGCGUCCAGAAACUUCAAGAGAACGGGGGGUGGAAGCUUCCCGCACUCUCCCGCCAUGUGUUGCCGUUCACCGGACGGACGAGCGCAUAAGAAGCUUCUAUGCGACGCAUCGUCUUCCUUCCGAUCCGCUCCAUCACACCCUUCGAUGGCUUUCCAGUUUCGCCUGCCCGAUGCGCACAACCUCCUCCGCUGUCCAAGUAGACGUUUAUCCAUGUGAGAAUGUUCCACAGCCUCUCAAGUGACACCACUACCACCCCUUCGUGUCUCUCUCCUCCAUCCUUGCGAAGAAAUCGAGGCCAUUUCGUCGAGCGAGUGGUGGCCGCGCGGCGAUGGGCUCUCCGCCCCUUCCUCCGGCGUCGGAGAAGGCCGAUGAGACGACUUCAGCUGCGGCGGGGCACCCGGAGGGGCAGCGGCCGCUCCCGACGCCCUUCCUGACGAAGACGUACCAGCUGGUGGACGACCCGUCGGUGGACGACGUCGUCUCGUGGAACGAGGACGGAUCGACGUUCGUGGUGUGGCGACCCGCCGAGUUCGCCCGCGACCUCCUCCCCAAGUACUUCAAGCACAACAAUUUCUCCAGCUUUGUUCGCCAGCUCAACACCUACGGGUUUCGGAAGAUCGUGCCGGAUCGAUGGGAGUUCGCUAACGAUUGUUUUCGGAGGGGAGAAAAGCGCCUCCUUGCCGACAUCCACCGCCGCAAGAUCAACCCGGCGGCAGCCGCAGCCGCGCCGAUCGCGGUGGCUGUGCCGAUUAAUAGGGCUGUGUCGCCGGCGAACUCGGGGGAGGAGCAGGUCCUCUCCUCGAACUCCUCCCCUGGCCCACAGACGCCGGCCACCACCGGAUCCAGCGGCCCAACGGAGAACGAGAGGCUGAGGAAGGAGAAUGCGCGGCUCCUCCGGGACCUCGCCCAGAUAACGAACGUGUGUAACCAAAUCGCGGUCCUGGUUUCCAAGUACGCGGCCGAUGGCGGCGGCGGCGGGACGACCGAGGUGGGGGCUCCGCCGCCGGUUCUGGAGCUGAUGCCGGCAACACGGGUGGAGAAGCAGGAGGAAGAGGACGCGGACACCGCGGCGGCGGUUGAGGAAGGGGUGAUCAAGGUGGAGGAGUGGACGAGCGAGCCGCGGACGCCGGCGGGGCCGAGCCCCAAGCUGUUCGGGGUUUCGAUUGUCGGGAAACGGGUGCGGGAGGAGGAGAUGGACCAGGAUCCGACGCCGGCUGUGAAGCCGGACCCGAAGGAAGCGACCUCGCCAGAGCGCCACCAGCGGUCGUGGGUGGUGUACUGCCCUCGGCCGAUACGAAGGUCGUGCAACGUGCCGGACAACCCGACGGAUCGCGCACGUGAUGCGAGCUGAUCGCUCCGGAUCAUACGAGAUGCUGGAACGGAUCUCUUUUAGAUUCGUGCUCGCUAAUUUAAUUUAGUCUCAUUUAAUUUAAUCGUGCCUCUUAUCCACAGUAUGAUUUCCACACGUAACUCGCUACUGCACUUUGUCUGCCCACUUGGGAAAAAGCGUGGAACAAUGCAGCUAAUGAUAGCUUUCACUACCUGUCCGAUGCAGUGAACCCUCAGAUAAUAUUUGCUCCUUUAUUUUCUUGGGUGUUUUCUUUCCUUCUGUUUUGAUCUCCGAAAUAAUUCCACCGCUGGAAUUCGACGACACGGUCGAGGGAGUAUUGAGUGUUGUGUUUGGUCACGUGGCACAUCGGAGGACUUUUCCUAUGUCGGGCCCAUAUCAAAGAUCUUCAUCAAUCACACGCAUGAACGAAUCUGGAAGUAAAUCGUUUCCCACGUCCUGCGUGGCUCACUCUCUCCACGCAACGUCCUCAUCCACUCGGAGUCGGAAGAGUCAAACACCGACGCGUGUAUAUUGAUCCAUCCGCCCACCACCUCGGCCUGCUCCGACAUCUGCUCCUCCUCCUCCUCUGUCCUUCUCAACGCGAUCGCGAUUACCAUGGCGUACGCCGAGAAGGGCUACGGCGACGACGAACAGAUCGCGCUGGAGGUCACCGUGCUCUCCGCCGAGUCGCUAAGGAAUCGCUCCUCCCCUCUGCUUCCCGGCCGCCGCCUCCGCCCUUACGUCAUUCUCUCCUCCUCCUCCGCCGCCAACCGAGAACAAUUGGCGCCUAUCUACCGGACCCGCGUCGACGAGGGCGGUGCCCACCACCCCACCUGGCGCGACACCCUCCGCGUCCCCAUGGACGCUUCCUUUCUGCGCGGCGGCGAGCGGGGGCGGGGGAAGGAGGGCGGCGCCGCGGUGCACGUCAGUGUCCUCUCGAAGCGCCCCUUCCGUGGGCCCUCGCGGCUCGGGUGGUGCGAGAUUCCCGCGUGCGACGUCGUCGACGGGCUUUGGCCGCCGUCGGCGCGGCGGCGCCUCAGCUACGCCCUCCGCCACCCCCGCCACGGCGGCCACGGUCACGGCGUCAUCCACAUGGCCGUUCGCCUGUUGGGCCCCCACCUCGAGCGGCUGGUCCCACCGGCUCCGCGGCCCGCACCGGAGCCGGGGUGGUCCGGGACGGCGAUCGGCAUCCCGCGCGCGGCGACCGCAGCGGCGUUCCUGGUCCCGGAGUCGGGGAGACACGUGCCGUACUGGCGUAGGUGAUAGACUUUGGUUGGAAAAAGGAGCGGAAAUAAGAUCCCGGCGCCGCAAUGGAGGACGCCGUCGUCGGAAGUGUGUUUGACGCCGAAAGAAUGGUGGUUUGGUUUGGAGUGAUGUCAAUAAUUUUCUAAAAGCAAUUCCGCCUUUUAAUUGUGGAA